Messenger RNA from Centruroides sculpturatus (bark scorpion), 2321 nucleotides. RefSeq names its product ADAMTS-like protein 5. Gene Ontology annotation, molecular function: protein binding; metalloendopeptidase activity. The transcript has 10 exons. The record is from RefSeq and is a predicted model, not a curated record. NCBI's taxonomy places the organism in Eukaryota, Metazoa, Arthropoda, Arachnida, Scorpiones, Buthidae. Gene Ontology annotation, cellular component: extracellular matrix. The annotation marks the transcript as partial. Gene Ontology annotation, biological process: extracellular matrix organization.
UUGAAAUUUAAGAAAAUUCUUAAUUACGUUGAAAUUUUUCAAAUUUUGAUCCAGACAAAGCAUUCGAUUAAAUCACGCGACACCAACCGACGAGUAUACAGCCAUUGGUCAAAUUGGUCCGAAUGGUCUUUGUGCACUAGAACCUGCGGAGGUGGAGUGAGACAACGCAGCAGAAUAUGCUCAAGAAGUUUUGGAAGCUACAACCGACCUUUGCCUCUAAUUUGCCUCGGAGAUACUACUGAAUAUAUUAUUUGUAAUUCUCAGGAUUGUCCUUCCGGAACGGCAGACUUUAGGGAAUUUCAAUGUUCUAUUUACAACAAGCGAAGAAUAUCAGACCAAAUGAUACAAUGGGUACCACAGUAUGGAGGAGAAAAUCCCUGUGAAUUGAGAUGUCAAGCAAAAGAUCGUAGUCUUACCUAUAGUUUCGGUAAAGUGAUAGAUGGAACCCGCUGUUUUCCAGGAGGUGAAGAACUCUGCGUUAAUGGAAGAUGUCUGCCAGUUGGAUGCGAUAAAAAAGUUGGUUCGGAUACAAAUUACGACAAAUGUGGAGUUUGCGGAGGUAAUAACUCCACCUGCAUUCAUUACAAAGACAUUUAUUUGGAACAAUUUCAUCGUAAACCUGGAAGUAAGAAGGAAGGAUACCAAGAAAUUGCAGUCAUUCCAGCUGGAGCUACUCACAUCGAAGUUCACGAUACCAGUAGAAAUUAUCUAGCACUACGAGAUGAAAAAUCUUACAAUUUAAAUGGGAACAUGGCAAUUAAUUGGCCAGGAGAAUAUAGAAUUGCCGGCACAAAUGUUCGCUAUACCAGAUCGUGGGAUCAUAACGAGACUUUAAUGGCCCCCGGUCCUACAAAUAAAGAUAUUCAUCUGAUGAUGCUAUUCAGGGAGAAGAAUCCUGGUGUAUAUUACGAAUAUUGGUUACCAAAGGAAAAACGUGCUUCUCUUCACAAAGUUGAUACUUUUGUGACUACUCGUACACCCAGUACAUAUAAUUCACCUCUCACAAAAUAUCAACAUAUAACAACAAAAAAUCCAUCGGAAAUAUAUAUAAAACGAACGGGAAAUCAUCAUAAAAGUAAUCAUCACAAAAAUAAUCACCACCACCACCAUCAUCAAGCAGAUAAUCAUGGAAACAAAAGAGAACGGAAUCAUCCGAAGCCGAUUCCAGAUGCUGAGAAAAACGAAAUACACAGAAAUAAUGCUUUGAAGUACCCACAUUACUUGACUGAUAACCAGAUAAAUAGAAUGAAUGGAAAAUUUAAACCCACUCCUAAAAAACCCAUUUCUAUAUCGAUAGUAUCGGUUCCUGAGGGGAAAAAUAACCGCACGCGUGUCAUCACUAAUGGAAGGAACUACUACAGUAAUUGUCAACCUUGCAUAAAAUCGAAAGAUUUGGUGAGGCAUUUCUGUACGGAUGAUUUCGUGCUCAAAGUGCAUAUUCUUGGAUAUGAUAUUGUUCAAGGAGAAACACGUUACGAAGCUAAUAUUCUUCAGUCAUACAAGAAUAAGGUGGAUCUAGCACCUCGAGAAUAUAUAUGGACACCGAGCAGAUGUCGAUGUCCCCGCAUGAAAAUUGGACAGGAAUAUUUAAUAAUUGGCAAAUCGGAUUCGAAUUACAGAAAAAACGAAAGUAGGCUUAUUUUAGACGGAAACAGCUUUAGCAGACGUUUCAAUGAUAAAUUCGAGAGAAGAAUAUUAAAAGUGAGGAAAAAUCAACAUAAAAAGUGCAAGAAAUUUUCAUAAUCUAAACAAUAGGCAUUAGUGUAUAUUUUAAACAAUCAAGCACGAAGUUGCUUCAAAGGCAGCUUUGACCACGUCCAUUAAUUAAAAAAAAAAAAAAAAAUGACUGCCAUCGAAGACUAAUCCAUGUGAAGUCUAUAGUAUAUUGUGAACGGCCAAACAAAAUGAAAUUAUAUUUAAACAUUUCGUAUAGCCUGCCUCCAAUCUUUAUUUAUAUCUGACGAAUAUUUUGUUCAAAUGGUUUCAGUCGUAACUGAAUCAAAUUAUUGUGUUCAUGGGUUGAAGCUUUUGCUACCUCCUGAAGAACUGUGCAAAAUAAUACUGUAAUAAUAAUUUUUUUUUUCGAGCUUGUGUCUGUAAAACCGUUUUAUAUUGACUUUAGAAUCGUUUAAAUUUCGCAUAGAUGUAAAUUGAUGAUGAUGAUGAUGAUCGUUUUGUUAUUUCUGUUUUUGAGUUUAAAAAUGUUUAAAACAAAAAUUGUCUGUAACGUGAUUGCCUUAUUUUUUUUCCUUGUCAUUUUGUUGCUCGUGUAAGUUGAAUUUCUUAAUACUAUUGUAUAAAAGAAAAAAAAAUUUCCAUAA